Poecilia latipinna (sailfin molly) is the source of this 2996-nucleotide messenger RNA. RefSeq names its product nuclear factor 7, brain-like. NCBI's taxonomy places the organism in Eukaryota, Metazoa, Chordata, Actinopteri, Cyprinodontiformes, Poeciliidae. Gene Ontology annotation, molecular function: protein binding; zinc ion binding. Bases 321 to 1706 code for a protein of 461 amino acids. The record is from RefSeq and is a predicted model, not a curated record. The transcript has 2 exons.
ACAGGUUAAAUCAACCAGCUCUGGAGUAGAAUGAAUGAGAAUCAAGUUGACAAAGUUCAAUCACUUUAUACCUCCAUCUUUAUUACAGGUUUAUUCUGAUCUGUGCAAAGAAAAAUAAAACCUGUUAAUCAGUGAGUUUUAUGGCAGCUCAAAGGUUGAAUUCUGCAUUGAAACAGAACCUCAAUCAGAACUGAACCAAAGCAGGAAUCAGACCAAACUAGCAGCUUCCUCUGAGUGAGUCCAGCUGCAGGAGGGAAAAGUGGAAACCUCCAGCUCUGCUGCUUCAAGCUGCUCACACUGAAGCUUCACUCAGAGACAAAAUGGCUUCCAGGUUAGAGGAGGAUCUCUGCUGUCCGGUCUGUCAGGACGUCUUUACGGAUCUGGUUGUUCUGUCAUGUAGCCACAGCUUCUGUAAGGAGUGUCUGAAGAACUGGUGGAGAGAGAAACCAGCAAGAGAGUGUCCAGUUUGUAAGAGGAGAUCUUCAAGGAUGGAACUGACUUUAAAUCUGGUUCUGGAGAACCUGUGUGAAUCAUUCCUACAGCAGAAAAUCCAAAAUGCUCCAAUGCGUCUCUGCAGUCUGCACUCUGAGAAACUCAAACUCUUCUGUCUGGACCAUCAGCAGCCAGUUUGUCUCGUCUGCAGAGAUUCAGAAAAACACUCCAAGCACAGAUUCAGGCCCAUCGAUGAAGCUGCUCAGCAACACAGAGAGAAACUGAAAACAUCUCUGGAGCCUUUAAAGAAGAACCUGGAGAUGAAGAAGGAAGUUAAAGAGGAGUUUGAUCAGACAGCAGAACACCUGAAGGUCCAGGCCCGACACACAGAGAGGCAGAUUGUUGAGCAGUUUAAGAAGCUUCAUCAGUUUCUGACAGAGGAAGAGGAGGCCAGGCUGGCUGCACUGAGGGAGGAAGAGGAGCAGAAGAGAGGGAUGAUGAAGGAGAAGAUGGAGGCUCUGAGCAGAGAGAUAGCAGCUCUUUCAGACACAGUCAGAGCCACAGAGGAGGAGCUGAGAGCUGCAGACGUCUCAUUCCUGCACAACUACAAGGCUGCAGUGGAAAGAGUCCAGCGCUGCCCCCUGCUGGAGGAUCCACAGCUGCCCUCAGGAGCUCUGAUAGACCAGGCCAAACAUCUGGGCAACCUGGCCUUCAACAUCUGGAGCAACAUGAAGGGCAUGGUGACCUACACUCCUCUGGUUCUGGACCCAAACACGGCUAAUCCGAGAAUAAUCCUGUCUGACGAUCUGACCACUGUGACUGUAGGAGGGGAACAGCAGCUUCCUGAUAAUCCAGAGAGAUUUGAUCACUGGUGGUCUGUUCUGGGCUCUGAGGGUUUUAACUCAGGGAACCACAGCUGGGAUGUUGAUUUUGGAGAUGGUAGAGCCUGGAUGCUUGGUGUGUUACCACAGUCAGUCCAGAGGAAAGGAGAGAUACUGUCUGGACGAUUGGUUAUACAGUUCUAUAAAGGUAAAUACAUAGCACGAUCUCCAGCAGCUCCUCUCAUAGAUCUAUCUGUCCAGAAAAAGAUCCAGAGGAUCAGAGUGAAUCUGGACUAUGACAGAGGAAAGCUGUCGUUCACUGAUUUGGAUACCAACACAUACAUACACAUCUUCACACACACCUUCACUGACAAGAUGUUUCCAUACAUCAUCACUGCAGAUAAAGUAAAAAUCCUGCCGAUGAAGAUCUCAGUGGUCAAAUACAAACUAUGAUGUUCUCAGCAUGAAGAACACAAAGUCAAAUGAAACCUGAUUGGUCAUAUUGAAACUCUGACAGCAUCCAGGUGUGCUGAUCCUGAACAGGUGAGGACAGUGGAGAUUUCUGCUGAUGGAAACAAACUGAGAUCCAAACAUCCAGACUGAUGGAUGAAGUUCUGUUUUCUUAAAACAAGAACUCUGUUUCCGCUCAGCUCUCUAGGUCACUUACAGAUGGUGGACGAGAAGGCCUGGCUCUCAGUCUCCGCUCUAAUUCAUCUCAAAGGUGUUCUAUCGGGUUGAGGUCAAGACUCUUCGAAAUUAUCACAAUACAUUUUUGUGAUAAUUUUGAUAUUUUUUAUUCUUUACCUAAAAAUUAAAAGCAUUAAAAAAAACUAUUACUAUAACUAUUAAAAACUAGCAAACACACUCUAUAAACUAAUUAAAGCCAACUGAAUUAGACAAACAAAAAGUCACAACGAAAUAAAACUAAACUACAAUGAAGAAUCCCAAACUAUUAUACUAUUAUAACCCAAUUCCCAACAAAGCAUUCCAGUCAGGUUGUACUCUGUACUUUGACUAGGUCAUUGCAACAUCUUGAUUCUUCUGCCACAGAGAUACGUUGAGCCUGGUGAACCUACAUCCCAGUCUCACAUUUUCUGCCUCUGACAGAUUUUCCUCCAGGAUUUGGCUCCAUUCAUCUUCCUACAGCAUGAUGCUGCCGCUACCAUGUUUCACUUCGGGAGUAGUGUGUUCAGAGUGAUGUUUAAUUCUGCAUGAAAAUCAAACACGAUAAAGUCAUUUCACAUCUCCAGAUGUGAAAUCUCAGAUUUUCCUUGACUAACCUAGAAAGUGUAUUUUAUAUUUGUCAACCAGUACUUACUUUGAUGGAUACAUUUAAAUAUUAUGCACUCUGCAUGUAUUUAUGCACAUGCUAUGGAAUGCAUUGCCACCUGUUACGUUAUGUUUUCUCACUUUUGUGUGUUUUUCUUGUUGGAAAUCUAUAAAAUCAAUAUAUUUACAAAAAAUGUUUUCAAUUAUUGUAUUUGUAUUUUUAUUCAUAGUGUUUCCUAAUGCAAAGAAUUUAUUGAUCCAAUGUGAAACCCUCUUAAAAAAAACCCAGAAAUCCAUUAUUAUCUUUUCAUUUCAAUCUUUAUCAUCAAAGCCUCAGUUUAAAUCCAGAUGAAUCAGCUCCACAUCACCAGCUGUUGCAUCUUUUCUGCUGAAGCUGCAGAGAAACUGAAGUAUUUCAGUGGAAGCAGGGAUGAAAAACUCUGCCUUGACCAAAACUUCUCCUGAUCAUUGAUU